AAACAUACUCCUCUUUCUCUCUCUUCACUACUCUUCUGUCUUCUCUCUUCACUACAUUCUGGCGGUUUCAAAGCAAUAUGACCAGUCGCGGUAAGGAGCCGGCGAUGUGCCGGCUGGGAUAAACCAUGCAGCCCGGAAUUAUGGUAUGAAAGGAAUGGAGAUAUCUAACAUGAAAUAUGGCUCUGGUGCUGUGCCUUAUCAAGUUGGAUGUACUGAUACUUAUGUGUGGAGGGAGAGGGAGGCUGCACGGUUGAGCCAUCCCAAGAGCUAUGCCAAUAAUGCCCAUUUCGGCGAGGCUAAUCGCCCGAAGUGGUAUAAUGAGGAUGAUUGGGUUGACGAGGAUGAGGACGAGGACGAGGAUGAAGAUGAGGAUGAUUCUGAGUUUGAGGUUGGCGUUGACAAGGUUGAGGAUGGUGUUUAUAAGGUGCCUCCACUCCCAAGGCCACCUUAUAUUGUAGGAAGAGGUCAGGGUAAAGGAGUGAGUACUAGGAAGACUAGUGACCAGCCUAAACUGGUAGAUGAUGAUUCUUGGAUCGUUAAGGGAGACAUGCCGGGUGGCCCAUCGGAUGGUUCUGUCAUUCCUAGCUUUGGAGGUCAUGUUGCUAGGCGGAUUUGGGAAGGAAAACCAAGGGGUGUGUUAAAAUGCUACAACUUAACCAAUGCUUGUGAGGCUCUUGUUGGAUGGAAAAAGUCAUUGUCUCCUAAUUUGAAGGCACAGAUUGAUGCAACUGGAUUGGGUCACUUACCAUCUUGCAUGUUUAAACACAUUGAUAUGCCGUUGAUUUCUGCAUUUGUGGAGCGGUGGCAGCCUGACACGAAUUCUUUUCACUUGCCGUUUGGAGAAAUGACUAUUAUGCUGCAUGAUGUAUGGCAGAUCCUCCGCAUUCCAGUAGAUGGUUGUUUGAUUACUUCCCAAAGUAGCUCUAAGGAUUUGUUUUAUGAUAUGUCUGAGCUACUGAGAAGUACCCCAGAUGAGCUUGUAGUUCCUCCCACACCUCACUGGAGUGAUGAUGGUGUCUCCAUCGAGUCUAUUCUAGCCUUGUGCCGUGAUGAUACAUUGGUUGAUUAUGAUACGAAGUUCUCCAGUUGGAUGUUUUUGAUGCUUGGUGCUUCAUUAUUUGUUGAUAAGAAUGAGAGUAGGAUUAGACCUUCUAGCAUACUAGAGGUAAGUUAUGAUUGUUAUUUUGGAAAGAUUCCUAAGUAUGCGUGGGGUGUUGCAACUUUGGCGUAUCUGUACCGACAGCUAGGGGUUGCUAGUCGGGGUGCGUGUGAUGGCAUUGCUGGUUGUCUGACGCUUCUCCAAGCAUGGAUAUAUGAGUACUUCCCUUGUUUCCGACCUCACCAAAAACGACCAACUUGUGGCCCUACAGAUCUUCGCUCUCUUAUGUGGAACACCAAGAUGGAGGACAAGAAUGAGGCUCGACUGUGUUCGAUUCGUACCCGUCUAGAUUAUUUGACACCCUUGGAGGUAUAUAUCUUACGAAAAUCACAAUAUCUUCACAUUUUCAAGCUAGUAUCUGAUAGAGAUACAAGAUAAUCAUCUAGCUAGAGUUAUCUUAUUCUCAUAUUCUGUAAAGAUAAUUAGUUAUCUUUUAGCUUUAUCAUAGCUUCCUUGUUUUGUGUAUAUUGUUAUUAUCUUUUGUAAUCUUUGCAUAGCUCUUAGUUUGUAUAAAUCUAGGUUGUACACUCUGUUUUAAUUAAUUAAAAUCAAUGAUAUUCAUCCUACAUGGUAUCAAAGCCUAGUUGAUCAAACCACCUGAUUUUUUUUUUUUUUCCGAUCAUUACGUCCCUCAUGGCCUCCAACUCCAACUCCAUCAUCCCCAAUGAUGCACAACCAUCACACCCUCUCAUCAUUGUCAACCUUACUAAUGUGAUUAAGCUCACCAACCUUAACUACCUCUCCUGGAAACUCCAACUUGAGUCUAUCCUUGUUGGUCACGGCCUCUUCCACUUCCUAGACGGCUCGCUGCCUGCUCCGCCGCCCACUAUCACUACCCAAGACACUACUUCCCCAAACCCGGCUUACACCACCUGG
This is a messenger RNA of Chenopodium quinoa (quinoa), 2035 nucleotides long. Its product is annotated as protein MAIN-LIKE 1-like. The record is from RefSeq and is a predicted model, not a curated record. The transcript has 2 exons. Gene Ontology annotation, biological process: meristem development; meristem maintenance. NCBI's taxonomy places the organism in Eukaryota, Viridiplantae, Streptophyta, Magnoliopsida, Caryophyllales, Amaranthaceae. The coding region runs from base 146 to 1537 and encodes 463 amino acids.